This is a messenger RNA of Closterium sp. NIES-65, 10950 nucleotides long. Lineage: Eukaryota; Viridiplantae; Streptophyta; Zygnematophyceae; Desmidiales; Closteriaceae. The record is from the annotation of a GenBank genome assembly.
AUGGCUCCAUCAUCCGGCGGAAAGCAGGAAACGGAUGAGGGGGGGUCCGGAAGGGGAGCCGGGGGGAGCGGAAGGGGUUCAGGGGGGGGAAAUCUUACCCCUGAGGCGGCGGAGAAGCAGCUGCAGGCGCGGUGGGAGCGGAUAGAGGAGGCGCUGGGUGAGCUUCCGGAAGAUGACGAGGCGGAGGAGAAACUGAUGGCGCUUAAGGGACAAUGGUUCACUGACGCUUUUUCCUUCCUCUCCGCACUCCCCCCCUCUGCCCACCUGUGGUGCCGCCACCGAUCCCUCACUCAACCACUCUUAGAACCUUUCUACCACUACCACUCGGGCCCGCCCGACACGCGCGCCACACUGCACGCGCUCUGGGCGCGCAUGGCGGGGGAGAUGCGCGCCUGCACGCGCUGUGUGGCGAGAUACCACGCAGCGAAGAGAGUGUACGAGGAGGAAUAUGUGGAGGAAGUGGUGGGGCCUGUGUUGGACACGCUGAGGAGGUUGGAUGAGGAGAGGGUGGCGGGAGAAUUGAGGGCGCUGGUGGGUCGUGCUGGAGGGACGGGUGGUGGUGUUGGAGCUGGUUCUGGUGGUGUUUCGAGCGGUUCUGGUGGUGUUUCGAGCGGUUCUGGUGGUGUUGGUAGCGGUGCUGGGAGCAGUGGCAUGGCUGGAGGGCAGGUUUUGGAUGCAGAGAGGGACGGGCCGGGGGUGAUCUGCUUAAUGUUUGAGCUGCUCAUGUACCCACGUGUGCUGGAGGAUGCAGAGGUGUUCGCCCUCGCUGGCCCUGCUCUAGUGCUCGUGGAAAGGCAUUUCGACCUCUCACUCACCCCGGGGCAGCGAUACCCGGUGAGUCAGUGUAGGAGGGAGAAGGGCCGGCCCGGCCGGGGGGAGAGGGACGGGCCGGGGGUGAUUUGUGUCAUGUUUGAGUUGCUCAUGUACCCGCGUGUGCUGGAGGACGCAGAGGUGUUUUCCCUCGCUGGCCCUGCCCUGGUGCUCGUGAAAAGGCACUUUGACUUGUCACUCACUCCGGGACAAAGAUACCGGGGUCUGUACCAUGUCAUGCUGCAUCCCAUCCCAACAAAGACACUCGAGCCAUCGUCUAUACCCCACGGACAGGACUUCAGCAAAGUCACUAGAGCCAUCGUGUAUACCAUCGUCUAUCAUCCUCCUUUCCCCCUUCCCCCCACUCAGGGCCUCUACCAUCUCAUGCUUCAUCCCAACAAAGACACUCGCGCCAUUGUCUACACUCUCGCCAAGCCCCUCGGCCUCUUCAAAACAGCAGCAGAUUUGAGGCCCAUCGACCCCCUCCUGCAGCAGUGCAUGCACGUCCUGGAGUAUGACCUCUUUGAUACAAGCACACCCGCUACUGGCACAGGCACAGGCUCGGGAACAGGCUCGGCAGCAAUCUCGAGAACAGGCUUGGGAAGAGCCGGUGCUGCUGGUAACGCCACUGCCUCUGCGAGUGCGCAAGGGGGAGCAGGAGUUGGGGGUGGGAGGGAGGGGGGCGAGCGGCCUCGUGUGGUGCAUUCGAAGGAAGAUAUGUGGCAGGGACUGCUCACCAUCCUGUCGCUCAUGGCGCCACCAGCACUGGACGAGGGGGUGGUGGAGCGCUACCCGGCUUUCGUGAGCAUAGUGCUGAACCACGUGGGGGAGGACACAUCUGUCUUCCGACCCGCCCUGGCAUGCCUCAGGAUGAUGCUGCAAGUCACAGGAUACAAGCUCUGGUUGCACUCGGCCUUCCCGCCCGGUGUCGUGCGCAACACGCUCAUCUCGCAGUGCUUCAACUCCUCCCACGAGCCCACCCACAAGCUCCUGCUUGACCUCCUGCCGCCCUUCCUGCAGUCUGUGGAAUCGCUGGAAACAGAGGAAUUCGAGAGGCAGCGGCGCAACAUCCUCUUCUUCCUGCUCAUCCAGCUGCCCAACAGCCGCAACUUCAGCACCACCACCAUCAAGAUCGCCCGUCGGAUCGCAUUCAGCCUCAUCCUGCACUCCUACCUACUCACUCCGCCUCUCCCGCCCACCGACUGUGCUGACAUCUGGGGGCCGCCCCUCGUGGGGGCAGUCAAGGACGCAUCUCUCCCCGACCCCCUCCGCCUGCCUGCCAUCCACCUCGCCCAAGCAAUCAUCACUGCCGAUACUGCUGCCCUCACCUCGCUCGCGCUCUCCCGAGCCUUCGCUGGCACUUCGGUGCUAGGUCCGGGCUCAGGUCCGGGCGCAGGUUCGGGGUUAGGUUCGGGGUUUGCUGUGGCAGGUGCGUUGUUUUCGCAGUCGCUGGUGUGCCCAGGGGAAGGGGAUGAGGGAGGGCAUGGAGGGGAGGGAGGUGGGGGUGGUGGUUCUGGUAUUUCUGGUGCUGCUGACACCAGCACAGGCCAAAUUUCCUCCUCCUCCACCUCCUCCCUCACCACCUCCUCCUCUUCUUCCUCUUUAUCCUCAAUCUCGGAGGGUUUGCCUCAAGACCAGCUGGACCGGCUUGCUGAGGUGGCGGCAGCAGAGAGCGACAGGUGGCAGUGUGCUCCCGCGCUCUGGUUGGAGCUACUAGAGCGAAAUCCCCCCCAGUGGUUACCAAAACCGUUACUCAGAGCAGCCGUUUGGGUGGCAGGGCACUUCUGUCUCUCUGCUUCCGCCGCUGCUGCGGCUGCUGGUACUGGUGGUGGUGGUGUUGGGGUUACAUCUGCUGGGAGUAAGCCUCUUGUUACCAGCGGUCCUGCAGUUACCAGCAGUGCGGUGGUUACAGCGGCUCUGCACUGGAGAUUGGCUCCUGGGGCGGGGGGAGGGGGGAGAGGGGCGAAAGCAGGGUGUGUGAAUGCGGUGGCAGCAGCAGAACACGAGGAGGAAUUAAGCGUCAUUCUGCAGAGUCUCAAUGUACCUAUUCCCCUCAAUACCCUCCUUCUUCCUCCUUUAUCCCGUUCUAUCCCGUUCCUUCCCAUGCCACGUGUCCCUGUAUCACAGGAGCGUGUCCUCUUGCCUCGUCCAGAUCAGAGGCGCCAAUCGGCUCAAGCUGCUGACGUGGCAUGCCAGCCUGGCAGAGCCUCUCAUCUUCCUCCUCAUCGAUUCCCAACUGGCGCCUCAAAAGUGAAUCUACCACCAUUUCGCCUUCCUUUACCUGUCCCAUGUGCGUCUCUCUCCCCACUCCCCCUCCGCUUCCCCCUCUACCCUUUCUCCCACUCCUUCCACCUCUCCCCCUCCCAGCCCAACAGGGACAUGGCUCGAGAGCUCCUCACCUCCCUCUGCAGGGACCACCGCAUCGACCGCCAGCUCGCCUUCCUUGCCGCCUCCCCCACCUCUAUCCCUUACCUCUGUCCCCCGUCUUCACUCCUUCACUCCUUCCUCCCCCAGCCCAACAGGGAUAUGGCUCGAGAGCUGCUAACCUCCCUCUGCAGAGACCACCGUAUUGACCACCAGCUCGCCUUCCUCGCCUCCUCCUCCGUCUCUGCCCGUGGGCUCGUUCGGGCAUUCGCCAAGGCGGCUGCUGUGGUGAGAAAUCAAAUGGGUACUGUCAUGGGUGCAGGAGAUCGUAUCGUAUCGGAUCAUCUCCUCUGCUGCCUCUGCUCCCAGCUUGUUCAGGCGUUUGUCAAGGCUGGUACUUUGUUGUCCCUGGACCCCACAGGAAAGCAAGCGUCAAUCAUCCAGGGCCUUCUCUUCUAUGCAUCCAAGCUCCUCGGCCCUCCCUCCGUACACCUCUCCUGCAUCUCUCCACCGCACUCCACUCCUCUGCCCGGCCCCUCACCUCCCUCACCCAGCCUCACUGCUAAGGCAUGUGCUGAUACCAUCACCACUGGCGGUCAGAAGCUCGUAUUUGUCCGUCUGUUCGAGAUCCUUCCCCUGGCUGUCAACCAUCUACUCCCUUCCUCAUCUUCCAUCACGAGCAGUAGCAGCAGCACUCCCAAAGCUGCUGCCACUGCGGCUGCUGCAGGCACCACUGCCUCCCCCCAUCCAACUGCCCCUGGGCUUUUCAAAGUUCCCAGCAUGGUUUGCGAUGGUAAACUCUCACUCUUCCCAAUCGCUGCUUCUUCCCCGGAGAUUCCGAACCUGCUGCUGGAACGGAGCAUCGGCCAGGCCUGGGGUGGAGGCUCGGCAGGGGUACGGGCCUCUUGGUUUGGGGAUGGAGGAAUGGGUGGUGCGGGGGCUGGAGGGAGAGAGGAGGAAGCUGAUUGGGUGGCUGACGUGGCAGCUUGUGUGACUGUAAAGGAUGGGUCUAUACUGCAUCGAUGGGUGGAUGCUUCAGCAACAGUGCUGAAAGCGUUACAGGUUACAUGGAGCCUUAUCACUGGUAACCACAUCAGAGAAUGUAACAAAAGUGGUCAUGGUAUGAGCAGCAACAGCAGGACUGGUGGUCGCAGGGGAGGUGGGAUUUGGGGGAGGUGGAAAUGGGCUGUGCUGCUGAGGGAUUUCUGUAGUUGCCUGAUUGCUGGGAUUAAGCUAAAUGUUGGUGUGAGCUUGUCUCAAGAACAGAAGGAUAGGCUUUUGGCAGCAGCACAGCAUGCAGCGUCGCUUAUCGCAGCUUCGGAUGCCGAACCUCCGCCAAAGCAGCCGCUCCCGAGCCUGAGGGUUCCGUCUGUGGACGGGGGGAUGGUGGAUGGGGAGGAGGGAGAGGAGGAGGGUGGGAGAGAGGGGAUUGAAGAUUUGAUUUACUUGUUUAGUGAGGAUGAAGAGGAGGAGAGGGGUAAGGAGCAGGGGGAAAGGAGGGGUGAGGAUGAGGAGGAGAGCAGGGGGAGGAAAGGGGAGGAGAGAGUGGGUUGGGGUGGGGGUUGGAGUGUUGGAGGAGUGGAAAAAGGGACUGCCGGAAAGGGGAAGGGAGGAAUGGUUGAGACUAUAGAUCUGGACGAGAUUGAGGAGGGUGCUGGGGUGGGUGCUGGUGGGAUGGGUGCUGGUGGGAUGGGUGCUGGUGGGAUGGAUGCUACAGGGGUGAAAGCAGUGAAGCAGGAAGUACAGGGAGGGAAGCAGGAGGAGGGAGUGGGUGAUAUGAAUAUGGAGGAGGUAGUAGAAGAAGAGAUGGAGGAGGAAGAAGAGGAGGAAGAAGAGGAGGAAGAAGAGGAGGAGGAGGAAGAGGAGGAGGAGAUGGGGGAGGAGGAUGAGGAGGAGGAGGAGGAGGAGGAGGAUGAGGUGCCGAUAGGGCAGCUGAAGCGAGGCAGUGAAGGUGGGGGCGCAGAGGCUGAGACUCCAUCUGGGGAAGGUGCAUUUGCCAAGUCGGCGCCUUCUUUUCCGUUCUCCGCAGGCGCUGCAUCCUCCUCCUCUCAUGCUGCCACUCCCUUCGCCGCCUCUCCCUUUGCCUCUCUCCUUUCCUCGCAAGCAGCAAAGCAGCGGCGCCGAAACACUCUCGAAAAAUACCUGCGCACGCAGGUUGCAGCUGCCGCUGGCGCUGGUGCUGGUGCUACAGCCGCUGCCGGCACUGCUGCUGCUGGCACUGGGGGUGCAGGCAUGGGAAAACCGAGUGCAGGGUCAAGGCUUGGAGCAGGAGGGAUCGUUUUUAAGAAGCCGCGGAGUCUUCUAAGCAGAAAGCCAGGUGUAAUGAAAGGGGCAGGCAGAGGGGGCAAGCUGUCAGCGAUUCGAGAGUCGCACAAGGCAGAGGUGGAGCAGAGGAACAGUGCACUGGGGGACGUGCAGCGGCAAAUCAGAGAGCGACAGCUGGCGGAGAGGCUGAAGCAGCAGCAGCAGCAGGGAGGGGCAGGGGGGGCUGGUGCAGCAGCGGAUCCGUUUGCAUUUACUGUGGAGCCACCCUCGGGUGCAGGUUUAUCUGGAGCAGGCUUAUUCGGCAAAGCCCCUGUCCCACCAGCCAUGGCACGUUCAGCAGCAGGGGCAGGGGCAGCAGGUGGAGCAGGAGCAGGAGCAGCAGGGGCAGCAGGGGUGGCAAAAGCAAAGGCGGCAGUGCUUCUAGAGGUCUUUGCAGAUGAUGACUUGGAUGCAGAGCUUGAAAGAGAAGCAGCAAAGGCUAGGAGGCCAGGAGGGAAACUUUCAAUAGGCGGGCUUGAAGGCAUGAACCGCGUUGCAGACCAGAUCAAACGCCACCAAACCAUCGCACUAGGCUCGGACCAGGCCGGCCAGGCAGGCUUGGCGGGUAGGCUCGGCAUCCAGGACUGGAUGGCUUGGAAGAAGCCGCCUCUGCCGAAGCUAGACGAUUGGUUUUGGAAGAUCCUGGCCAUGGAUUACUAUGAGGUGGUGUCUGGUUCCGAGCCUGCAGGUUCGGCGAGCCGGGGGCUGGUUCGGGUGCCAGACGAGUUUGGUUCGGUGGCGGAGUACGUUCGGGUGUUCCAACCACUAGUCCUGGAGGAAUUCAAGGCGCAGCUUCGGCGAUCGUACGAAGAUGCUGUUGGCUCGGGAGGAGGCGGAGGAGCGGGAGGAACGGGAGGAGUGGGAGGAGCGGGAGGAGGGGGAGCGGGAGGAGGGGGAGGCGCGGGAGGAGGGGGAGCGGGGGAGAGGAGGGGAGGGGCGGAGGUGGCAUAUGUGGGAGCGCUGAGAAUGUUGUCGAUAGAGCGGGUGGAUGAUUUCCAGCUCGCGAGGUUCAUGGCCGAACCUGGAGCUUCAUCGGGGUCUCGGGCGUUUUGUGGGGAGAAUGAUCUCGUGCUGCUCACCCGUAAAGUGCCCGACCAUGCUGCUGCAGCGGCGGCAGCUGCUGCUGGGAGCGAUGCUUCUGCGGCAGCACAGCAGCUUCAUGUGCUGGCCAAGGUGGAGAGAAGAGAAUACGAGAGGGAAUCUCGGGCAAUGGUAAUCCAAUUGCGUCUCUUCCUCCCGCCCACCGGCACCCCUCGCCUCGCACGCUGCAAGCAACUCCUGGGCGACCGCAGCUGCUGGCACGUCACGCGCAUCCUCUCCCUCGUGCCCCACAUGCGCGAGUUUCAGGCCCUCGCUGCUGCGCAGUACCUGCCGCUGCUCCCACCUCUGCUUAAGCCCAGCUGCUUUCGUGCUGCCAGUUCAGGUGCUGCCGGUGCUGCUGGUGCCGCUGCUGGUGCUGCUGGUAGUGGUGCUGCUGGUGCCGCUGCUGGUGCUGCUGGUAGUGGUGCUGCUGCUGGUGCUGCGACUGCAUCUCUGGAAGGAACGCCUCUGCCAGUCGCCCUCAGGCACAAGUACGAGGCCCAGUUCAACGAGUACCAGCUGCAAGCCAUUCAGCAGGCGGUCGGAACAAACAAGGACGGGUCAUCCAGCAGCAAUCCGGGCUUCAGCGGUGCUGCUCCUGCUGCUGCUGUUGCUGCCGGUGCUGCUGGUUUUGGUGCUGUUGGUGUUGGUCGUGCUGCUGCUUCUGCUGCCGCUGGUGGUUUUGGUGGUGGUGGUGGUGGUGGUGGUGGUGGUGGUGGUGGUGGUGGUGGUGGUGGCGGCAGUACAGAGGCGAAUCGACAGCUGGUGUUGGUGCAGGGUCCGCCAGGGACAGGCAAGACCCGCACCAUCGUUGCCAUCAUCACAGCCUUGCUAGCCUGCAAGAAAAGAGUUAACUCUGGGAAUCAGGAGCACUCGGGAGCAGGAGAAGACACGGGUGUGGGCUGGGAUCUGAAAGAGCCGAGGGUUAGGCAGCUUGGGAGGGCGCCAGGGUUGAGGGGUGGGGCGGGUGGGUUGGGUGGGGAGGGAAAGAGGGUGAGUACUGCAACUGCUAUGGCUCGUAUGUGGCAAGAUGCUGCUGUUGCCAUGGAUUUGGAGAGAGGGGGGAUGAGAGGAGGAGUGAGGGGAGGAGUGAGGGGAGGAGGAGGGGUGAGUCGAGGAGGGGGAGCUGGAGGAGGUAGUGGAGCGGGAGGAAGGGCAAGCGGGGGAGGAGGAGGGGGAGAGGGGGCAGGAGGGGCAGGGGGGAAGAAGCAGCGGACGAGGGUGCUGGUGUGUGCGCAAUCCAAUGCUGCAGUGGACGAAAUCAUAUCUAGGAUCUUCCGAGCCCAUUCCGAGGCAGCCAAGGACGGGGAGGACGCGACGGCGCGAUCUCAGCCGUCGGUUGUGCGCGUUGGGAACGUGUCUGCUGUCCAUCCGGACUCUCUACAUAUUCACAUUGACACACUAGUGGCAAAGAGGCUAGUGAAAGAAGCAGCUGCGAGAGGUGUGAAUGUAGGCAGUGGUGAUAGUAACGAAGGGGGGAAAGAGGGUGGUAGUGGGGGUGUGAGCGAGAAGGAUUGGAGGGACGCGUUUGGUGAUGGGGCGUUUGGUGGGGGCGCGCGUGGUGGUGCUGACACUCGUGGGGGCACAGGCAGUGGCACUGCUGCUGCUGCUGGUGCUGGUGGUGCGAGUGGUGGUUUGGGAACUGAGAGUGCUGUGAGAGAGAGAGUGGCGCAGUUGAGGCAGCAGUUGGAACGGGCCUUUGAGGUGAUCAGAGCAGUAGAGGCACUUCGAUGCAAGAAACGCUCAGGGGAGGACGGGGAGGGUGGGGAGGAGGGAAGAGCGGAGGAGGGAGAUGGAGGGAAGGGUGGUGGUGCGAGGGAGAGGAGACGGGAGGGUGGAAGGGGAGGGGGAGAGGAGGAGAAAACGGCAGAGGAAAUAGCAGAGGAGAUUAUAUCGCAUGGGGAGGAGACGAUUAGAGCGAGGCUUAACCUGCUUUAUCGGAAGAAGCGGGAGAUUUCGGCUGACCUGGCAGCAGCUGAGAAGGAGCGGCGGGCAGCUGCAGAAGAGGAUAAAGCGCGCCGGGCAGCUGUGAAAAAAGAGAUUAUAAGAGAGGCGGAAGUGGUUGUGACUACAUUAAAUGCGUGUGGAGGGGAUGUGUUUACAGCAUGUUGGGAAGGGGCAGGGGAGAAGGGAGGGAGAGGGGGAGGAGGAGCAGAGGGGAUGGGUGGUGGUGCUGGCGGUGGGAGGUUUGGGGGGAGUGGGGGGAUGGGAGGGGGGGUUCUUGGAGCGAGGGGGAGGGGAUGGGGAGGAGGCAUGGGGGGAGGAGUCAGAGGAGGAGCUUCAGGUGGUUUUUCAGGUGGAGGGUCAGGUGGGGUGCUGCCGUCGUGGAUGGAGGGGUUGUUUGAUGCGGUGGUGAUCGAUGAGGCUGCUCAGGCAUUGGAGCCAGCCACUCUCAUUCCCCUCCAGCUGCUCAGUCGAAUCAGCAGCCGAUGCAUCAUGGUGGAGGACCCCAACCAGGUCCCAGCCACAGUCCUCUCUCGCACCGAUCCAACCUUCGUACGAGCACUCACCCCCCUCUACUCCUUUUUACCCUUGUCCACCCCUCUUCAUCCCUCUUCACCGCACUUCACCAGGUGGGCUAGCUACCCCAAGCAGCUCCCAGCUACAGUCCUCUCCCUCACGGCAGUGGGCGACCCCAAGCAGCUGCCAGCAACAGUCCUCUCUCGUACGGCAUCCAACCUUGGCUACGAGCGCUCGCUCUUUGAGCGCCUACAGACGUCUGGUUACCCUGUUACCAUGCUCUCCACACAGUACCGCAUGAACCCUCACAUCUCCCGCUUCCCCUCCUCCUUCUUCUACCAGUCCCUUCUCUCUGACGCUCCCUGUGUCACCGCCCCCUCCUGGUCCUCCCCCUUCCAAGCCUUUCCAUCCAAUUACCCCUCACCAUCCUCGUUUCAGUCUGAUUCGUUACAGGCUGAGCAGCAGCAGCACAGUGUAGGGUCAACAGCCCCGCUGCUUCCGUAUGGUGUGUAUGAUGUGGAGGAUGGCGUGGAGAGGACUAGAGGGCCGGCUGGAGCCCCUUCCUUGUGCAAUGAGGGGGAAGCGACGGCUGCUCUGGAGCUGUACCUCCUGCUCAAGCAGCGGUUUCCUGAGGAGUGUGCGCCUGGCAGGGUAGCAGGCUUGAAGCACAAGGAUGGAAGCCGAGAGGAGGAGGUGUUAGAUUCUCGUGAGAAGAAGGUGCCUGAAGCAGCAGCAGGGCCGAGGGUGAGAGAGGAUGGAGCAGUGCUAAGGAAGGGAGAAGGAGAGAUGAGAGAGGCUGAGGGGAGGGAGCAUGGGGCGAGACCGACUGAGGGGAUUCAGAAUGUGGAGGAAUUGGGGAAAAGGGAGAGGGAGAGAGGGGAUGGGGAUGGGGAUGGGGAUGGGGCAGUGAUAAGGGAAGCAGCGGGAGGAGGGGAAAGAAAUAGGAUGAAGGACAGGGAAAGAGAAUUAGACAAGGAGAGGGGAAGGAGUAUGGACAGAGGAAGGAGCCGGGACAGGGAGCAGGAAAGAGAGAAGGACAGAGACAGGGACAGGGGCAGGGAUAGGGACAGUGAUAGAUAUAGAGGCAGGGAUAGAGGUAUAGAUAGAGAUAGAGAUAGGGCAAGAGACAGAGAAAUGCAGAGGGGAAGGGACAGUGAAAGGGAAAGAGUUAAAGCUAGGGAAGGGAGCAGGGAGAGGGAGCCUGGCAGGGUACCAGAGCAAAGGGAGCAAAGAGUGAGACCAGUGUUUGACAUUCCAGAGGUGGUAAAGGAUCUGAGGACGAAUGUGUGGAUUCAGAACGGUGAGAAGGGGUUCUUUAUGUGGUGUGUGAAGAGGGAAGGUGAUCGGAGACACGGAUUGAGUGGGGUGAAGAGGGAGGCUGAGAGACGGAGGAGGGAGAUGAGGAUGAGAGAGGGGAGAGGAGGGGAGGGGGUGAAGGAGGUAGAUAGGGAUAAGGCUAAAGAGCAUGAGAGGGCAAGGGAGAAGGAAAGGGAUAAGACAAGGGAGAAGGAAAAGGAGAAGGAAAAGGAGAAGGAAAGAGAGAGGGUUCGGGAUAGGGAACGAGAUAGGGAAAAGGAGAGGAUGCGGGAUAGGAGUAGGCGCAUUGGCGCGCUGCCGCUCCUCAUCGCGCAGGCGUGCGCUGCUCACGGAUAUAGCGGAAUAACGCACGGAAGGGGAAAACGCGCGGAAGGGGAUGAGGCACGGGAAGGGAUGACGAGGAAAGAGAUGAGGCGCGAAUUCCCUGAUUCCCCUCCUUUCCCCCCUUACUUCGCCUCCUUUCCUCCCUUGCUUCCCCUCCUUUCCCCCCCUGCUUCCCCUCCUUUCCACUCCUGCUUCCCCUCCUUUCCUCCCCUGAUUGCCCUCCUUUCCCCCCUUCCUUCUCCUUUCCCCCCUUCCUUCUCCUCCUUUCCCCCCUUGCUUCCCCUCCUUUAA